Cyprinus carpio (common carp) is the source of this 2926-nucleotide messenger RNA. RefSeq names its product NACHT, LRR and PYD domains-containing protein 12-like. The record is from RefSeq and is a predicted model, not a curated record. Gene Ontology annotation, molecular function: protein binding. The transcript is spliced from 8 exons. Lineage: Eukaryota; Metazoa; Chordata; Actinopteri; Cypriniformes; Cyprinidae.
GACCUGCCAGAACCCAGCUGUGUGUCCAUGAAGAGUGACUGGUCGAUGGAACCUCCACGUAACUUUAGUGGACAUACUGAAUUUGGGUUUAGCCAUGACCCUCAACAUGCCAAAGUCCUCAAGACAUUUAGAUCUACUCUGAAGAAGAAGUUUCAGUGUCUAUAUGAGGGAACAGCAAAGCAAAGAAACCCGACAUUCCUGAAUGAGAUCUACACAGAUCUCUACAUCACACAGAGUGAGAGUGGAGAGAUCAAUAAUGAGCAUGAGGUGAGACAGAUUGAAACACAAUACAGGAGAGCAUCAACAGAGGACACACCAAUCAAAUGCAGUGACAUCUUUAGACCUUUACCUGGACAAGACAAACCCAUCAGAACUGUGCUGACAAACGGAGUCGCCGGCAUUGGAAAAACAGUCUCUGUGCAGAAGUUCAUCCUGGACUGGGCUGAAGGAAAAGAGAAUCAGGACGUCUAGCUCAUAUUUCCCCUUCCUUUCAGAGAGCUCAACUUGAUGAAAGACAAAAAACUCAGUCUUUCAGAUCUUCUUCAUAUCUUUUUUCCUGAUACCAAAGAAAUGGAAAUAUCCAGUGACAAAUAUAAAGUGUUGUUCAUCUUUGAUGGUCUGGAUGAGUGUCGUCUGUCUCUGGAUUUUCAGUGCAUUGUGAGGUUGUGUGAUGUACAUGAAUCAGCCUCAGUGGACGUGCUGUUGAUGAACCUCAUUGCAGGGAAUCUGCUUCCCUCUGCUCUCAUCUGGAUCACCUCCAGACCAGCAGCAGCUGAUCUCGUCCCCUCUGAAUGUGUCCACCGAGUAACAGAGGUACGAGGCUUCAAUGAGCCACAGAAGGAGGAAUACUUUAGGAAGAGAAUCAGUGAUCAGAGUCUGGCCAAUACAAUCAUCUCACACCUGAAGUCAUCAAGAAGCCUCCACAUCAUGUGCCACAUCCCAGUGUUCUGCUGGAUCUCAGCCACUGUUCUAGAGAAGAUUUUGAGUGAAGCAGAGAGUGGAGAGAUUCCCAAGACUCUCACUCAAAUGUACACACACUUCCUGAUCAUUCAGACCAACAUUAAACAUGAGAAGGACUAUGAAAAUAAUGUGAAGGAUGAGGACAUGAUUCUCAAACUGGGGAAGCUGGCUUUUCAGCAACUUGUGAAAGGCAACCUGAUCUUCUAUGAGGAAGACCUGAGCGAGUGUGGCAUUGAUGAGACAGAAGCAUCAGUGUACUCAGGAUUGUGCACUCAGAUCUUCAGAGAUUAGUUUGGCUUGCAUCAGGGGAAAGUCUUCUGCUUUGUUCAUCUGAGGAUCCAAGAGCAUCUAGCAGCUCUGUAUGUGCUGCUUUCAUUCCUUUUAAACAAGAGGGAUGUGCUUAAUGAAAUCGUCAGUUCAAAACAUGCACACAAGUUCACAUGUCACACAAUCUCUGACCUGCAUCAGAGAGCUGUGGACAAGGCUUUACAGAGGAGGAAUGGACAUCUGGACCUUUUUCUCCGAUUUCUUCUAGGUCUCUCUUUAGAGUCCAAUCAGCUGCUCCUGAAAGUCCUCGUGACACGUGUUGGAAACAACUCGUACAGCAAAGAGAAAACAAUUGAGUAUAUUAAAACAAGAAUAAAAAUUAAUCCAUCACCGGAGAAAUCCAUUAAUCUGUUCCAUUGUUUAAAUGAACUGGGUGAUAAUUCUCUGGUGAAUGAAGUCCAAGAGUGUCUCAGAUAUGGAGGUCUUUCAAGCACCAGAUCGUCUUCAUCACAGUGGUCAGCUGUUGUAUUUGUUUUAUUAACCUCCAAGUAUUUGGACGAGUUUCAUUUGGGUAAAUACAUAAGCACCAAGCAAAGUCAAGAUCACAUGACACCAGAUGAAAUACUUCUGAUGCUCUUGCCGGUAGUUAAAGCCUCCAGAUCAGCUCAAUUGAGUAAUUGUGGCGUCACAGCUGAAGGUUGUGCUGUUCUGGCUUCAGCACUGAGAUCAAACCCCUCACGCCUCAGAGAGCUAGAUCUGUCUGAAAAUAAACUACAAGACUCAGGAUUGAAUCUGCUUUCUGAUGGACUGAAAGAUCCUCACUGUAAACUGGAGAAAUUGAUGUUGAUUCAUUGUGGCGUAGCAGAUGAAGGUUGUGCUGCUCUGGCUUCAGCUCUGAAAUCAAACUCCUCAAACCUGAGAGAACUGGAUCUGACAUGGAAUAAUCUACAAAAUACAAGUUUGACACUUCUAGCUGUUGGACUGAAGGAUCCUCACUGUAAACUGGAGAAACUGACGAUAAGUUAUUGUGAUAUCACACAUGAAGGUUGUGCUGCUCUGGCUUCAGCUCUGAGAUCAAACCUGAGAGAACUAGAUCUGACUGGGAAUAAUCUAGGAGAAGGAGGUCUGACACUGCUCUCUGAUGGACUGAAGGAUCCUCACUGUAAACUGGAGAAACUGAGGUUAAGUGAUUGUGAUAUCACAGCUGAAGGCUGUGCUGCUCUGGCUUCAGUUCUGAGAUCAAACCCCUCACACCUGAGAGAACUGGAUCUGACUGCGAAUAAUCUAGGAGACAGAAGUGUGAAGUUGCUCUCCGCUGGACUGAAAUGUCCUCACUGCAAACUGGAGACACUAAAGUUGUGGGAUUGUGCUAUCACAGAUACAAGUUGUGCUGUUCUGGCUUCAGCUCUGAGAUCAAACCCCUCACACCUGAGAGAACUCAAUCUGCUGGGGAAUAAACUAGGAUAUAGAGGUUUAAAGCUGCUCUCUGUUUUAAAAGAUCAACCACUAUAUAAACUAGAGACACUGCUGUAUUAAAUGAUGGUUAAUAUGGGGCCAAUACUGGGACAUUAUCAUCAAAACCGAAGUCAUGGUGACCUCACUGGUGUGUGUCUGUGGUAUUUCUAUUAAUGACUUUACUGUAUAUGAUUGUAAAUAUUAUGUUUUUGUGUGCAAUCUAUUAAAUUCUCCCUCCCAUGAA